Messenger RNA from Mobula hypostoma (lesser devil ray), 2583 nucleotides. RefSeq names its product solute carrier family 22 member 6-A-like. NCBI's taxonomy places the organism in Eukaryota, Metazoa, Chordata, Chondrichthyes, Myliobatiformes, Myliobatidae. Gene Ontology annotation, biological process: transmembrane transport. Gene Ontology annotation, cellular component: membrane. Gene Ontology annotation, molecular function: transmembrane transporter activity. The record is from RefSeq and is a predicted model, not a curated record. Bases 268 to 1947 code for a protein of 559 amino acids. The transcript has 11 exons.
AAAGCACCCCAGCGUACUUCAUAUUCACUCUGAUGGAAAGGGUGCAGAUUCAGAAAAGCCAUGGAAGAAUCAAACGUUGGCAUUCGGACGUGUCCCGCAAAGUUAGAAGCAACGCAGCCUGGAGCAGCUUGUGGCAAAGUAAAUGUUGCUGAAAUUUGCUGAUGCCAACCUGUACCCAAAGACUGCCGUCUCUCCGCCUGAACUGAAGUCUCCCAGGUGAUAGAGGUUCUCUGAAAGUGACCAUCUCCCGGCCCACACGACGUGAACAUGGGCUUUGAGGAUAUCCUGGAGAAGGUGGGAACUGUGGGCAGAUUCCACGCCAUUCACAUUGUUCUCCUAGCUAUCCCUCUUGCUAUGCUGUCCACCCACAACCUCCUCCAGAACUUCGUGGCCGCUGUCCCCGACCAUCGGUGCAGGGUGCGGCUGGGAGGUGCAGAUUCGAGGUACAUCAAUGUGACAGAGGAGCCACUGAGGGAGGAGUUUCUCCGGGUGUUCCUGCCCAUGGACCAGGAAGGGAGGCCGGACAAGUGCCGCAUGUACAGCUCCCCGCAGUGGCAUCUCCUGGGCACCAACGAGACGCAGGGCAUAGGGAGCCAACCUGACACACAGGAAUGCACCGAUGGGUGGGUGUACGACCACUCCCAGUUCGCAAUGACGAUCGUCACAGAGUGGGACCUGGUGUGUAACCGUAAAUCGCUGAGACACAUGGCACAGUCUCUCUACAUGGCUGGAAUCCUGGUGGGAUCCGUCAUUCUCGGGAGGCUCUCCGACAGGUAUGGGCGGCGGACAGUCCUACUGUCGUCCCACCUACUGCAGGCGGUUUCCGGGACGUGUGGCGCCUUCUCCUCCUCCUUCCCACUCUACUGCUUCUGGAGAGUCCUGUCAGGAAUGGCGGUGUCAGGGAUAAUACUCAACACAGUAUGCCUGGGCAUCGAGUGGAUCCCGAUGACAUUCCGGAUACGGGCCGCCACGUUUUGCAACUAUUUCUACACCCUCGGCCAGCUGAUCCUGCCCGGCAUCGCGUACGGAAUCCAGGACGGCCGCUUGGUCUUCCUGGUCCUCUCCGUGCCUUUUUACGUCUUCUUCCUCUACUCUUGGUGGUUUCCUGAGUCCGCCCGGUGGCUCAUGAUGAACAACAAGGCUGACGUGGCUCUCAAACAGCUCAAGAGAGUGGCGAGGAUAAACGGCAAAAAGGAGGAAGCCGAGGAGAUAACCGCUGCGUUCCUCAAGUCCAACAUGGAGGCGGAGCUAAAAUCCAGCAAGGGGACGUACAACGCCCUCGACCUGUUCAAAACUCCCACAGUCCGCAGGAUAACCUUCUGCACCAUGUCCAUCUGGUUCUCAACGAGCUUCUCGUACUACGGGCUGGCAGUGGACCUGCAAGGGUUUGGGGUCAACAUCUACCUGAUUCAGCUCAUCUUCGGAGCAAUAGACAUCCCUGCCAAGCUGGUGGGUGUUUGCACCAUGAGUUACGUCGGCAGGAGAUUCACGCAAAGCGCCUCCCUCAUCCUGGCGGGGUUGGUCAUCCUGAUUAACAUCUUCGUCCCAAAAGAUCUCCAGAUCCUGAGCAUGACCCUCACUGUCAUCGGGAAGGGGAGUCUGGCUGCUUCUUUCGCUUGUUGUUAUCUCUACGUUAGCGAGAUGUACCCGACCGUGAUCAGGCAGACGGGCGUAGGUUUGGCCAACACCAUGGCUCGGGUGGGCGCCAUCGUGGCACCGAUGGUCAAGCUGAGCGGCGACUACCUCCCCUUCGUGCCCAUGAGUAUCUAUGGCGGGAUGGCCAUUCUGUCCGGAGUAUCGGCCUUCGGUCUCCCGGAGACCCUCAACACCCAGCUCCCGGACACAGUCGAGGAUGUUGAGAACAGGUGGAGACUGGGGAAGGCGCCAAAGGCGGAUGUGAUCCCGGAACCGGGAGCGCAAAUCCCCCUGGUGGAACAGAGGCCCUGAACCAGAAUGCCGCCUGGUGCCCUCGUCAACACACCUCCGCAGAUGGACAGGAGGGGAGUGAAGGGGCCAACCUGCCAGAUCCUGCUACUGUUUGCCCAGCUGGAUAUUGCAACUUGUACCUCCUGUACCUAAUAACAUGGCCACUGAGUGUAUGUUCAUUGUCUUCUGCUGCUGUAGCCCGUCCACCUCAAUAUUUGACGUGUUGUGCAUUCAGAGAUGCUCUUCUGCACACCUCUGUUGUAACAUGUGGUUACUGUCGCCUUCCUGUCAGCUUGAACCAGUCUGGCCAUUCUCGUCUGACCUCUCUCAUUAACAAGGUGUUUUCACCCACAGAGCUGCCACUGACCGAAUGUUUUUGUGUGUUUUGCACCAUUCUCUGUAAACCGUGGACCCAGAAAAUCCGCAGUAUCUGAGAUACUCAAACCACUCCAUCUGGCACCAACAAUCAUUCCACGGUCAAAGUCACUUAGAUCACAUUACUUCCCCAUUCUGAUUUUUCUGUACAAAGAAACUGAACCUCUUGGCCACGUCUGCGUGCUUUUAUACAUUGAGUUGCUGCCACAUGAUUGGCUGAUUAGAUAUUUGCAUUAACAAACUGGUGUACAUUCGUAUCUAAUAAAGUGGCCGCCGAGUGUA